CCAAAAGGGCAGUCGGAGUCCGUGAAGAAUCCAAUAAAGGACAGCGACCAUGACAAGGUGUGUUUUUCAGGGUCCCCAGCCUCGAUUCUCAAGGCAUCGCUUGGCACAGAUACCAAACCCACAGAAACUUUUUUCGAUCCUUACAAAAUCGGACCCAUAAAUCCAGAUUUUCUUUCAAUCUUAAAAAUACCUUCUCUUUUGUUUCAUUACCACUAAAAACGAAAGCCGGGAGGGAAAAUCCAGGAUCUUGAGGUCUAAAGAUGGGUAAGUGUUUGGUUCUGUGUUUAAAAAAACUUCAAAGAGGAUCAGAAAUGUAAGAGGGGGGAAUUUUGGGAAUAUAAGGAGCUGGGAUUCUCUCCAUAAAAAAUAAAUAAAAGGACAAAUGGUGAAGCUUAGCUUAAUGGCUUCUCAUGAGUUCCCUCCUUGUCCGGUACUACUUCUUCAUCAAGAACAAGGCGUCAACAAGAUGAUCAAGGAAUGCGCAUUCUCCUUUCCAAGUAAGGUAAUGAAGCCAGAGAUGAUACAAACAAGUCCCUUCUAUCUGAAGUGCAACGGAAUCCAAGGGCAGCCAAAAACGGUUCCCCUUCUUUGUGAGCCUAGACUGAUCAUCAAUGUUGAUCCGAGAGCUCAAAUACCUGUGGUUAUUGAUAAACCAGUUGCUCAUCUAAACACAGCACUCUUUAGCUCCGGGAUAGUGGAGAAGUGCACAUUACAUGAAAAGUUGUUGAAGUUUCUUAUGCUUGGAUUAAAGGAUGUGGAGCAAGGGAAACUUGAUUUAUCUUUGCUAUCUGAUUUGAUUCUACCAUUGAUGUUUGGUGUGCAUCAGCAGCCUUAUGAUUCUCUACUUUAUCCAAGUAGCGAAUUCAAUGUCCAAAAGCCUCCUCCAGACUUUGUAGGUGAUAUGGUGUGUGAUUCAAAACUUACAGUUAGCUCAGACAGUCGACUUGUACUUUCGAGUAGUGGAACCGAGAUAAAAGACAUCCUUUCUGUCUUUGCUGAAUUUCACUUAUCAAGCAACUCAACUAAAUGGAGAACGCGGUCGGGACUGGUCCCAUACUUCUACUGGAAACGGAGCAAGAAAGUGCAUGCUAGUACUAGCUUCUCUCCACGGUUUGAAGUUGGGAACGUUGCACCUCCAAAGAGUCCUGAGAAACUCAAGCUCAAGUCAUCGCGAAAAAAGAAGACAUCUAAGAAGCUAACCAGGGAGAGAAAUCUCGACACAGCAAAUUAUUUCCGUGCAUGUGAGAGCCUUCUUUCUUUGAUGGUAAAUCAGCAACGGAAUGGCAAAACGACAAUUCUUUGCUUGAAGAAAUCGGGCCCUGAACUUCCUCAGCUCUUGACCCAAUUCUCUGCAGGCAUUGCUGGGACUGGUCUUGCUGUUCUUCUUUCUGUUAUUUGUAAGGUAGCUUACACGAGAGCUCCAUUCUGCACAUCUAAACUCUUUAGCACCAGUAUCGGGUUCGGGUUAGUUUGGCUCUCGUGGGCGGUUAACAGACUGAGGGACACAAUUGUACAAAUUAGCAAGAACACUGGCAAGUUGGUUCUGAAGGAAAAGGAGAUGAUCAAGAGAGUCGACAAAAGUGUUAACGACAUCUACUUCAGGGUUGGAACGUUGAUGGCCAUGGCAAUGCUAAGAUUUGCAUGAAUUCUGAAGGCAACACAUCUCAACUGUCUGAAUAUUUCCACAACAGAGCAUUCGACAUCAAGAGCAGGACCACAUUGCCGACCAGUUUCUAUGUUUAAAAUAACCAUCAAGAGCUGUGAAUCCAGAGGAGAAUAAAAACUUUGCAUAUAUUUAAACUGCUAUUCGUCCUCGCCGGAACCCAUGCUACUCGGACUUCGGACAUCUCACGAUAAUUGAAGUGUUGGAACAAAUAUAGGUGGGAGCAAACACAUGAAAGUGAUUACAACUGGUAUUGGUCUUAAAUAUAUUCUUCAUGCAAAGAAAGAUAACUGGAUUCCGA
Molecule: messenger RNA, 1964 nt
Organism: Hibiscus syriacus
Lineage: Eukaryota; Viridiplantae; Streptophyta; Magnoliopsida; Malvales; Malvaceae
Exons: 5
Coding region: 383-1645 (420 amino acids)
Source: RefSeq, a predicted model, not a curated record